This is a messenger RNA of Impatiens glandulifera, 2011 nucleotides long. RefSeq names its product 3-ketoacyl-CoA synthase 4-like. The coding region runs from base 272 to 1816 and encodes 514 amino acids. The record is from RefSeq and is a predicted model, not a curated record. The transcript has a single exon. Gene Ontology annotation, biological process: fatty acid biosynthetic process. Gene Ontology annotation, molecular function: acyltransferase activity, transferring groups other than amino-acyl groups. Lineage: Eukaryota; Viridiplantae; Streptophyta; Magnoliopsida; Ericales; Balsaminaceae. Gene Ontology annotation, cellular component: membrane.
AUUCAUCGAGAAGAAUGAUGUUGACGAUUUACUGUAUGAUCGUGUAGAGAUUCUUACAACUUAAGUCAGCGGCGGGAGAAGCGAGGCAUCGAAUUGGGCUAUCUCUGAAGCUUAAUAAGAGUAGGAAAUUUCCAUGAAUGUGCCGUUUCUUGGCCAUUUCUCAACCUUUCUCCUUAAAUUUGUAGCAUGACUUUGAUUGAUUUUGAUUCCAUUAUAGAAUAGAUCAAUCCUUUUGGCACUUCUUCAAUAUCUGAUCACAAAUUCAAGCUCAAUGAAACCAGGAGCAGAAGCUGCAGCUCAGGCCGGCAAUGGCGGAGGAGAUCGGAGGAUGCCAGAUUUCCAUCAGACGGUCAAUCUCAAGUAUGUGAAAUUAGGUUACCAUUACUUGAUCACCCAUUUGUUAACCCUCUGUUUGAUUCCUCUAAUGGCAAUGAUCGUGAUCGAGGCAUCGAAAAUGAACCCAGAAAAUAUUCACCAUUUAUGGACUCACCUCGAGUAUAAUCUGGUCGGUAUAGUAAGUUUAUCAGCAAUAUUAGUCUUUGGAUCUACCGCUUACAUGAUGACUCGCCGUCGUCCUGUUUAUCUAGUCGAUUACUCGUGUUACAAACCUCCCAUUCACUUACAAGUCUCGUUCGACAAGUUCAUGGAUCAUACUCGUCGCUGUGGAUACUUCAACGAAUCAUCAAUCGAGUUCGAGAGAAAGAUUUUAGAACGAUCGGGAUUAGGAGACGAGACUUACUUCGCUGAGGCUAUGCAUUAUCUUCCUCCCCGACCGACGAUGGCUGCAGCGAGAGAGGAGGCAGAGCAGGUCAUGUUUGGUGCUCUCGAUAAUCUGUUCGCUUCCACGUUAAUCAAGCCAAAGGAAAUAGGAAUUCUAGUUGUGAAUUGCAGUUUGUUCAACCCUACACCAUCUCUAUCCGCCAUGAUUGUAAACAAAUACAAAUUAAGAGGAAACAUUGUGAGUUUCAAUCUAGGAGGAAUGGGAUGCAGCGCUGGAGUAAUCUCAAUCGGUCUCGCAAACGAUUUAUUACAGAUUUACAAGAACACUUACGCAAUUGUUGUGAGUACAGAAAACAUGACGUUGAAUUCGUAUUCCGGAAACGAUAAAUCAAAGCUGAUCGCCAACUGUUUGUUUCGCGUGGGAGGCGCAGCAGUCCUGUUAUCAAACAAAUCAUCAGAUCGAAGAAGAUCCAAAUACAAACUUCUUCACAUCGUAAGAACACAUAAAGGAUCCGACGACAAAUCCUUCCGUUGCGUUUAUCAAGAAGAAGAUACAGAAGGUAAAAUCGGUCUAUCAUUAUCAAAAGAUCUAAUGUCAGUCGCCGGCGGAUCUCUAAAAGCUAACAUCACAACCCUAGGUCCACUCGUACUACCAAUCAGCGAACAGUUAUGGUUCUUCUCAACACUAGUAAUGAAAAAACUCACGAAUAAGAAACCUAAACCAUACAUACCUGAUUUCAAACUAGCGUUUGAUCAUUUCUGCAUACACGCCGGAGGUAGAGCGGUUAUCGAUGAACUUGAGAAGAAUCUAGAACUUUCGCCGGAGCAUGUUGAAGCUUCUAGGAUGACUCUUCAUCGAUUUGGAAACACGUCGUCGAGCUCGAUCUGGUAUGAACUUGCGUAUACGGAAGCGAAAGGGAGAGUGAGAAGAGGAGAGAGAGUAUGGCAGAUUGCUUUUGGGAGCGGUUUCAAAUGUAACAGUGCCGUUUGGGAAGCUUUAACGGAUGUACGGCCUUCUGUUAAUAAUUGUCCUUGGGAAGAUUGUAUUGAUAGGUAUCCUGUUAAGAUGGAUGGAUUGUUAGGGAAUCGGGUUUGAUUUACCGUUAAGUUGGACCGCUAUGGGUUUGAUAUGAUUUGAUUUCCCGCCUUUAUAUUGAUUAUUGUGUGGUUGGUUGUGUGUUAUUCUUUUAUGUUUGUUUGUUUGUUAAAAACUUGUAAUUCAUUUGUAAAAGAUUGAUUGAUUUGUCUAUUAGUAAUUUAAGAGCUUGUUUAACAUUUAAUCAAUUACUUU